This is a messenger RNA of Prorocentrum cordatum, 5295 nucleotides long. Lineage: Eukaryota; Dinophyceae; Prorocentrales; Prorocentraceae. The record is from the annotation of a GenBank genome assembly.
AUGCAUUCUUCGGGGUCACGGCCACGAGUGUCUCGGUGGCCGCGGGGCCUGCUGCGAGGCCCGCCAUCCGCCCUCCUCGCGCUCCUGGCGGCAGCACUGGGAGGCGAGGGUCGCUGGCCUGACUCCUGGCAGGCGCGAGGCUGGGUGGCCCAGGCGGCUGUCGAGUACCCCGACGGUGGAGACGAGGACCUCGGAGGGGCGGAGGCCGUCGUGCCCGCGCCCGUGGAGGACGGGGCCGCGCUGAUCGCCCCAUUGGCGGUGGCUCUGGGCAAAUGCUACUGCAGCACGUGCUACACAGCGGGCGGCCUUGAGCGGUGCCGGUUCGCGGUGCGGGCGCUGCGGGUCUCCAGCGCAGAGCCGCCGCUGCGCUUCGCGAAGGCCGAGUUCCUCUUCAGCGGCGACGGCCACUGGGACUGGGUGGCCAGCCACUUUGGGCAGCCGAGCGCGGUGACAGAGCGCCCGCUCAUCCACGGGUGCUGGGAGAACCCGUGCUCAGUCGUGGAGGGGCGGGUGACGAGCACCGAGCUGAUCCACGUGGCGGACGGGGAGGAGCUUGGCUUCACGGACCUGCGGGCGCUGUUCGUCGAGUGCCAGGAGGCGAACCCAGAGGCGGCCUGGCCAGCAGCAUGCCUCGGGCCGCUGGUCGCCGCCGCCCCCCCCGCGAGGCCCGCUGCGGUGGCCAAAGCGACGGGUCGCCCGCCAGCCGCAGCAGGUCCUCCCUGGGCCCCGCCUGGCGCUGCCCCCUUCGACGGCUUCCGCUGCGUAGGAGGCUCGUCGCGCGGCCCUGGCUCAGAGCGGGCCGCAGACGGGGAGGCAGCUGCCGCGGGCGGCCUGGGAGGCAAGCUCGCAGGGGCUCGCGUGCGCCUCGAGGAGGGGAAGCGGGCUGCUGGAGACUUGGACCUGGACGGCUUCCCCCUCGGCGCAGAGGCGGCUGGCGAGGGGCCUGCAAAGAAGCGGUCGCUCGGGGACCUGCUGGUCGAGCGCGCCGCGAAGCUCAAGAGGGCCGCCUCGGACGCGGGCCCCCGAGGGUCAGGGGACCCUGUGUCCGAGCGGGCGCCGCCAGGAGCGGGUCUGAGCGGCGGCAUGGCGGAGCUGGCGCGGGCGCUCGCGAUGGCCAUCCGCGUGGGCAAGGAGGCCCCCCCUGGCGACAUCGGCGGGGGCGGCCUCGGCUCCUUGGACCCCGCGGCUGUGCCGCGCGACCUGGCCGCGAGGAGGGCCUUCUGUAGUCGAAUGGCAGCCGCCUCCCCGGGCCGCCUCACGGAGCCGAGCCAGCAGCAGACGUUGGAUGCGGCCGUCGACGCGACGGGCCCGAUCGCGCUGCGGUACCUCCUCACGAUUUACCUGCCGCAGGGUCCGGUGAAGGAGAUCGGCGCGCAGACGCACCGCGAGCUCCGCACCCUCGCGGAGGCGGCGGCGAAGUGGUUGGAGCUGAUCCCGCCGCGCGACGAGCCCACGGCCAUCUGGACCGAGGAGGAGGAGCCCAUUCGCAGCAUCCAGCUCGGCGAGAUGAGGUUGGACGAGCUCUCCGCGCGCCUGGCCUCCGCCAAGACGUCGGCCCCGCCGCCGUGGAAGAUGUCCUUCGCGGAGAUGCGGAAGGAGUUCCUGAAGCAGUCGGGGGAGGGCGUCGCGGGGCCCCCGCUGGCCACUGCGUUGCAGUGCUGGUCCGACGAGCUCUCCCUCGGCUUCGGCAAGAACAUCGUCGCGGUCGACCUGGCGGCGCAGCUGGCGGCAGCGGAGGUGGGCCGCUGGCUGGCCCACAGCAUCUUGCCCAAGGCACGUAGGUGCCGCCGCCGCGCCGCGGCGCGGGAGGUCAGCGAGCAGGCGUGGCUGCACCUCAGCGUGGUGGUGCUCGACUGUGCGUUCUGCGGGCGCGCGCAGGAAGGCUGGCGCCACAGGCCGACCCUGUCGAAAGCGCAGACGCGGGUCUACGUGCACUUGAAGAGCCGAGUGGCGGCCCUGGCGGAGGACCCGCUCGCCAUGGUCGUGGCCCUUGCGAUCGACGAGCUGGCGUGCGGCUGCGGAUCAGCGUGCGAGGACGAGACGGGCGUGAAGGCCCUUCCCUGCCGGCUCUACGAGCUGGCCCCUGGCCUGCCCGCGCGGGAGUGCGCUGCCACGCUCGACGCGAUCGACUUCGUUGACGACGAGGUCGGCGCUUGGCUGCGCCGCCCCGAGCUGGCGCUCCUCGACCAGUCCGACUGGCCCGACCCGCUGCCGCGGGCCCGCGUGAGCGUGGAGACGGAGGCGGACUGGGAGGAGCUGGCGUUGCACUUCGUGUCGCUCAGCAUCUUCACCGCGCUCGCGGAGAGCGAGCUGGUCUGCGUGAGGGGCGAGCCCGAGCUGAACGGCCUGUUCGCGGUGGAGAAGAUGGGCACCCCAGCGCUUGGCGCCACGCGGGUCACCAGGCUCGUCCCCAGCAUGGUACCAGGCGACUCGCUCCUGAAGGCCCACGUGGGCGAGGCGGCGCUGCUUGCGGCCUCGACGUCCUGGACGUCGGUCGUGACCCCCGAGGGGAAGCUGCUGCUGUGGGCGGGCGACGACCAGAAGGGGGCCUCCUUCGUGUGGCGGGCCCCGCCCGCGUGGCACCCCUGCAUGGCCGUGGGGCGGCCGCUCGCGGGCAAGCUGUUUGGCCGCUCGGAGCCCGUCGCCUACGUGACCUCGGCUGUCAUCGCCAUGGGCUGGUCGCUCGCGGCGCCCGUUUUCCAGCACAUUCACCGACGGCUGUGGCGCCUGGCGCCGCCCCUCGGGGCGGGGCUUCCCCCAGGCGGGGAGUGGCGCAAGGAUUGCGCGCGGCCCCUGGUCGAGGCAGGCAGCGGCCAGGGCGCUGGCUGGUGGCAGGUCUACAUCGACGACUUCGAUGCGCCGGAGAUCGUCGAGGAGGUGUUGGCCCGCAAUCUCGUGGGGGCCCCGAGCGACCUCCAGCUGCAGGUCUACGCCAGCUACGAGAGGGCGAGCGCCUCCUUCUCGGCCAAGAAGGCGCACUGCAGGCAGCUGAAGGUCGAGCGCAUGGGCGCGGACGUCGACGGCGUCAGCGGGCGCCUCGCGGUCCCCGCCUCCAAGGCGCUGACCACUGCGGGCCUCUGCUUGGCCGCGGUGCAGCGGCGCCUGGUCCCGUGGCGCGUCGGCAUGGCGGCCCUCGGCGAGCUCGCGAGGGCCUUCGAGUUCAGGCGGCCACUCUUCGGGGUCCUGAGCUCCGUCUGGACGCUGGCUGCGUCCUCAGCGCAGGAGGCUUACCUGGACGCGGAGAUGGUGGAGGAGCUCCUCAUGGGCGUGAUGGUCCUGCCGCUGGCCGCCUCCUCGCUGCGGGCGCGCAUCGACGGCAUGGUCACGUCCUUGGACGCGUCGGAGAUGGGCGGCGGCGUGUGCACGUCAGCCGGCCUGCGCGAGGAUGUCGCCGCCGCCUUGCAGGUGCCGAGGACGGUCCUCGACCAGCUGGGGAUAGGGGCCAGGCUCCUCAACAUGCCCGAGGACCCCGCCCGACCGUGGGCGGCAGCCAACCCACGCGUCCCCGCCAGGGCAGUCCGCAGGAUGUUGUCGGUGCUGCUCAUCGGCCUGUUGGACGGCAUCGGAGGCCUCGCCGUCGCCUUCUCGAGGCUGCCCCUCCGCAUCGCGGCCUACGUCGCGGCCGAGACGGACGUCAAGGCGAGGCGCGUUGUCAGGCUCCGCUGGCUAGGUGUCAUCGGCGGGGGCGACGUCACCCGCGUGGGCAGCGAGACAGUGCGGGACCUGUUCGAGGACCUGUCACGCCUCAACGUCGGCGGGCGCGGCCUCAGCGGCAGGAAGUCCUCGCUGUUCCACGAGGUGCCGCGUAUUCUGGCUCUCCUCGCCGCCGUCUUCAAGGACAGACUCGUUUGGUUCGUGGAGAACGUGGCCAGCAUGCCCGACGUCAGCGUGGAGCUGAUCUCGGAGGCGCUGCAGGCGAGACCGACGCUGGUGUGCUCGUCGGUGUUCGUGCCGUGCUGCAGGCCGCGCCUGUUCUGGACGAGCUGGGGCGUCUCCGCAUCGGCGCCUCUUCGGCUGACCGACCGCGGGGUCUACAACGAGCUGGUGAGCCCUGGCGUCCUGCUCAUGGACCUCGCGUGGGAGGACGAGGGCCGCUCUUGGCCAGGGGGACCGAGGUGCACCUCCCUAGCCACCAAGGGCUCGCACCCUCAGGACCAGGCGGCGGCCUUCGUCACGGAGCCAGGGGAGCCGGACGCUGCGGAGGCGAGGCAGCCGGUCCUGCACUACCUCAGCCGCGCGGAGGAGGGCGAGUCGGACGUCAGGCUGGACUACGGCGUCCCCUGCCGCCCGCGAGGUUGGCCAAGGACGAGCCUGAACCCGUUCGUGUGGAAGUGGCGCGUGGUGAUCAGCAUGGCCUGGCCCAGCCAGAGCUUCACCCACAUAAAUGAGAGAGAGCUGCAGGCGGCCACGUCGGCGAUCAGGUGGCGCGCCCGCAAGGUCGGGAAGCACGGGAGCAGGUUCUUGCACCUCGUCGACAGCCAGGUGGUCGCGGCCAUCGUGACAAGGGGCCGCAGCAGCAGCAGGAAGCUCCAGCCCAUCUUGAUGCGCUGGAUGGCCGUCGUCGUGGCGGCCGACAUGUACCCACUGAUCGGCUACGUGGUCUCGUCGUGGCUCGAAGCCCAGGAGGCGAGGGCGACCCGUGCCGUGCGCGCGGCCGCUCACCGCAGGCCCGUGCCCGUGAGGCGCCGCGGGACGGACCCCGAGUACGCCGACGCCCUCGUCGCGGAGUACCUCGAGGGCCUGUGGGCCUUUGGUGCGGGCGUCGCGGCCGCCAGCAACACUCUGGCAGAGGUGUGCUUCGCGGCGCCUCGCCUAAGGCGACACCUCGACCUGAGCUGGACUCUCCUCAAAACAUGGAGGCAGCAUGAGCCAGCGUCCAGGGUGCUGCUGCUCACGACCCAGGCCGUCGCAGCCAUGGCGGGGUUCGCUUGCGCGGCAGGCGCUUUCGACGUGGCCGCCCUCCUUCUCGUCGACCUUGAGGGCAUGCUCCAAGGCGCGGAGGUGUUUGCCCUGACGGUGGGCGACAUCGUCUACCGCAGCGAGCUCUUCGUGGUCCAGAUCAGCUCGUCCAAGACCACGGCUGGCAGGAACUGCGCAGAGGCAGUCGUCGUCCGCAGCCAGAUGGCCGUGGCGCUCCUGCAGAUUGCGGUCCGCAACCUUGGUGCAGGUGCGCGGCUCUCCACCGCACGCCUGCGCAUCAAAGGCGCGGUGGCCGGCUCAGUGCACGCCCAGCCCGGAGCGAGGCAGCCCGCGCCGUUGCGCGAGGACUGCGGCUCCUGCAGCUGGCCACUGUAA